Brachypodium distachyon (stiff brome) is the source of this 5298-nucleotide messenger RNA. Its product is annotated as protein TORNADO 1. Lineage: Eukaryota; Viridiplantae; Streptophyta; Magnoliopsida; Poales; Poaceae. Gene Ontology annotation, molecular function: protein binding. The transcript has 3 exons. The record is from RefSeq and is a predicted model, not a curated record. The coding region runs from base 876 to 5033 and encodes 1385 amino acids.
UAGUGUGCAACUCAACAAGUCAGUGUGAAAUUUGUAUAGUGCUCAGCCACUGUGGACAAUAAGUGGCAAAAAGGAUGGAUUCCCCUUUAUUAUCUGAAUAUUAAAGGCAUCCUGCACUUAUUCCUUCCUGCCUGCACAACUCUGAGAAUCUAUUUCGGUACUUCCCCUCUUAAUAAAGCACACAAUAAUACAAUGAUAAAUAAAGAAGUAUAUCAAUGAUGUAAAGACUAGGGGAAGUAAGUCUCUUUUUUUUCCUGAAUGAUGUUAAAGAAACAAAUGAAUAGUGCAAAGUUUAAGUAUUUUUCGCAAAAAAAAGUUAAAGUAUAUUUUUUGACAAUGUAGGCAUUUUGGUUCAAAUUUUUGUGCUGAUGGUGCAAUUUGUGUUUGGGUGCUUGAUGGGUGCACUCGGUUAGGACGGCUCAUAGGCAUGGUGGAGCCACUGUUGAUGCUUUAGAAAAUUGGAAAUCAAUGAUAUUGUCAAUAUAAGAAAUUUGAGAUUCUUGUACAUGGAACUACUUGCAUGAUUCUGCAGCUGCUUUGAAGUUACUUUCAGGAUUUCACAAUGGUAUUUAUUCUGAUUUUUGUAUACUUGGACCUUAUUUUAUGCGCCAAUCAUCCUCCUCCAGGCCAGCAAAGCAAGAUAAAGGUUGUUCCUUUCUUUAUCAUGCUCCCUUGACAAGCCAGGAAUCUGAUGCCUGGCCUUCUCUUUACUCAAUUGCUUGAAACCCUUCUUUCCGGUUGCAACGUGUGACAUCGUCUGAAAUCCAUUUUGUUCCAUAUGUACAUACAUCUGAAUUUUACUUGCAUGGUAAAGCCAAGCCUUCAUCUCUGCUUCCCCUCCAUUGUUCAACUAUUCUUCAUCAACUCCACCAGGCAUGGGUGAUAGGAUGACCACGGUAACAUCACCAUCUAACCUGGAAUAUAUAAGAGAUGUUGCAGAUAUUGAUUUGCAGGAGUACAAGGGUGUGGAGAACAUUGCGUUCUACCAGGUUCAAACAAACUUGGGAUCAGGCUUGUCUAUGGAAAGUGAGAGAUCACUAAGGAUUCAUAUUUGUACAGAUCGCAAUGGUGUCAACUUCCUGCUUGAGUUUCUGCAUCAUCUUGUGGAGUCCAAGGAGAGCUACAGAAAUGUGACCAACCUUCUGUUUCAUUGUAUUGAAUGGCACCCUGAAGAGAUCCGACUUCUCUGUUCAUACUUAGGCUCUGGCUCGAAUGUGAAGCAGGUGGGGUUCCAAAAGAAUUUGUUCAAUACAAAAUCAGCAGUUACUUUAGUCCCCUUCUCAGAAAUGCUCCAAAGGAACAACAGUAUGAAAGCAGUUGUUUUCAAUGAUUGUAGAGUGGGAGCCACUGGAGCGACAUUGCUUGCCUCAGCUUUGGCAAACAACAGAUGCGUGGAAGAGUUUCAAGUAUGGGAAGACUCAAUUGGUUCCAAGGGAUCAGAAGAACUCUCCAAGAUGAUUGAGGUGAACUAUAUGUUGAAGUUGUUGAUCAUACUGGACAACAGCUGCAUUGCAGCAGCUCCGCUUAUCUCUGCUGUGCUGGCACGCAACCGCAGAGUGGAGGUGCAUAUAUGGGGACAGAAUCGUGGUGCUAGAGGUAGCACUGACAGCUGUAAAAUUGUUGAGUUCCUGCCAGUAACUGGAAACAUGAGGAUUUACAACAAUAUUAACUCUACAGGCUUGCAGCGGGUUGCUUGUGCUUUGGCAUGGAAUACCACAGUGACAACAUUGGACAUGACGGGUGUCCCUCUAAAGUCCAUGUGGACCAAAGAACUUAGAGGAGUCCUUGACAGGAAUAAGAGCCUGAAAGCUAUCAAACUUACCAGGUGUUGCCUCAGGGACAAAGCGGUGGUGUAUAUAGCUGCAGGACUAUUCAAGAACAAGUAUUUAGAGAGCUUGAGUUUGGAUGGGAAUCGCUUUAGUGGUGUUGGGUUGGAGCAUUUGUUAUGUCCUCUUAGCACAUUUUCACCACUUCAGACACAAGCCAAUUCCACUUUGAAGGUUUUGCGUUUUGGAGGAGAGAGAACAAAUGUAGGCCGAUAUGGUGUAGCUGCAAUCUUGCAGAUGUUGGAGACAAAUCAGAGCCUUAUUCAGCUGGCUAUAUGUGAUGAUGCAAGCUUGAGAUCAAAUGACGUCAUCAAAAUCUUUACAAGCUUAGAAAGGAAUGCUACUCUUCGAAUUUUAUCUUUGAGAGGGUGCAAGGGAGUUGAGGGGGAAGCAGUCUUGCAGACCAUUAUGAACACUUUGCAGGUCAAUCCGUGGAUUGAAGAAAUUGAUCUUCAUGCAACACCUUUGCAUAUUGCUGGCAAGACAGACCAAAUUUAUGAGAAACUUGGUCAGAAUGGGAGUUUGCCUCUGCCAAACGAUAUGCUUGAUUUGCCACAAAGUGCUCCUGCUUGCUGCCGAGUUUUUCUGUGCGGGCAAGAAUCAGCAGGUAAAAGCACACUAUGUAGCUCCAUGAAUCAGUGCCUGAACACAAUGAAGUUGGUUCACGUGGAUGUAAUAAGAACUCCGAAGACUCCAGCUGAGCAGGUGGCAUUCACUGCUGAGAAUAAGAUGAGCUCAAUCUUUGAUGGCAGCACAAAGUUGACAAUGUGUAAUCUUGGUGGACAUGAAGGAAGUUUUGCAUUGCAUGAUUUCAUGUCCGUGGUACAUAGUGAUCCAAGCUUUUUCAUGAUUGUGUCUAGUUUGGUUGGAAAACCUAGUACGAAAUAUCCAAAAAGCAUAGAUGAGAUUGAAUGGGAGCUGGUAUAUUGGCUAAGGUUCUUGAUUUCAAAUUAUAGGCGGAAAGUAUCAAACUCGUUCCAGCCCUGUGUAACCAUAGUUUUCACCCAUUAUGACAAGGUAUCUCAUCUACCAGAAGGGCUACAGCCAAUUGCUGCUGUUGUACACAGGCUCAGAGAAGACUUCCAUUCACAUGCAGAAAUCUACCCUACUGUUUUUGCCGUGGACUCAAGAUCAUUGGUUUCAGUAAGUAAACUCACUCAUCACUUGCGUAAGACAACAAAGACAGUAAUCCGACAAGUUCCUCAAGUUUACGAAGUAUGCAAUGAUUUGAUCAAGAUUUUGGAUGACUGGAGGUUGAAGAAUAACAAAACAGUGAUCAGGUGGGCUGAGUUCUGCGAGAUAUGCCAGCUCAACAUUCCAGCUCUAAGAUUGAGAUCAAGGCGUGAUAAUGUGGAGAAAGUGGACACACGGAGACGUGCUGUUGCGAAAUCACUGCAUACCUUGGGUGAAAUAGUAUUUUUUGAGGAACUUGGACUUCUUGUCAUGAAUUGUGAAUGGUUCUGUCGGGAUGUCCUCAGCCAACUAGCUACAUUAAAGUCAAUCAAGAUAGAAAAUAGUGGUGGUUUUGUCCACAAAGAGGAUGUGGUGAAGAUUCUGCAAGAGAAGCUGCGCAACCAAAUGUCAAGAUCAAACUGGAGAACCGGUGCAUCCUUACAGGCUAGUGAUAUCAUAAAUAUAUUGCUGGAACUCGAAUUAUGCUACGAACAGGACCCUGGGAACCCGCAUACAUUACUUUUACUACCAGGUAUUCUUGAGGAAAACAAAGAAGGUACUGAAAAGUGGCAGUUAACUGUGCCUGAAUGCAGAUUUGUUGGAAGGCGUCUUGAAUGUGAAGAUGUGCACAUGCUCCUGACAAGUGAUUUCUUUCCAAGAUUACAGGUUCGUCUACGCAACAAAAUCAUGUGUCUCGGAGAGCAAGGAGCAGUCUACAACUUGGAGAAAAAUCUUAUUUAUACAGAGGUCAGCGGUGUCCAUGUAAAGGUGGAGCUGGGAAUGAAGUUUGGCUCAUUCAUAGAUGUGCUUGCAUGCUCCGGUAAAAAUGUUACCGACGUGGUCAGGCUACUCCACAAGUUAGUAAUCCCAACGAUACUGAAUUUGUCUCCCAGUAUGACCUUCAAGGAAAGCAUUCUCAGGCCCGACUGUGUGAAAUAUCUCAUACCACAAAGGUUCCGUGCAACUCAGCAGCUUCCAUUGAAAAAAAUAAAGCAAGUCCUAUUGUCACUGCCAGCAGAAAGCAUAUAUGAUUAUCAGCAUACGUGGAGUGCUGUUGAAAGCAAUAAACGGCUCCUCUUAAGACCAGGAUCAGAUCAUGCCAGAGAUCUGUUAUCAGAUGAUGACUUCCAUGAAGUUUUGCAUCGUAGGUACUAUGAUUUACAGUAUCUCGCUACUGAACUUGCUGUGACCCCGGACAAUCUGCAGCAGCCUGAAACUAUCCAUGAAGCAGAUGUGGUUGAUCCCUCCAUAUUAGGCAUCGCGAGAGGUGUCGAGAUGGUUCUCCAAAGACUGAAGAUAAUAGAGCAAGGAAUAAGAGACUUGAAGGAAGAGAUUGCAAGCUUGAGGUACUACGAGUAUCACCUUGUGACUGAACUCCACAGGAAAAUGGACUAUGUAAUGAACUAUAGCGUUCAACUGGAGGAAAGAAAAGUGCCCCAGAUGUUCUAUCUUGUCAGCCUAAACAACCGCUCGAAGAAGCUGGUCACAAGAAUACUGCCUGGUAUGCAAUCCCUACGGGUGCACAUGCUAUGUGAAUUUCGAAGAGAAAUGCAUGUGGUGGAGGAUCAGGUCGGGUGCGAUCUGAUCCAAGUGGACAAUCAAGCAGUGCAAUGCCUGCUGCCUUACAUGAGCAAGUUCAUGAAGCUCUUAACAUUUGCACUGAAGAUCGGCGCGCAUUUCAUUGUCGGGAUGGGGGAGAUGAUACCUGACCUGAGCAGGGAGGUGGUGCACCUGCUCAACUCCUCAGCCAUGUACGGUGCGGCUACAUCUGCUGCGUCGCUGGGGGCUCUAGGUGCGGCAGCGAUGUAUGGAAGAGCGAGGAACAACAACAGCAGCGACAUGGGGGAGGAUAUGAAAGCGGCUAGGCAGUGGCUUGUGGAUUUCUUAAGAGGGCAAGGGAUUUUGACAGGGAUGGACAUUGCACAGAGGUUUGGCCUGUGGCGUGUUAGACACAGAGAUGACGGCCACAUUGCUUGGAUCUGCAGGAAGCACAUGGCGGCGAGAGGAGACGAGGUCUUUGAGCUUCCACUCUGAACUGUCCAUUCCGGCGUGACCACGACCACAGGUGCCUCCCUCUAAUGUCACGGUGCUGAUAGCCUGAUAGGUGACGGUUGAUAUUAGCCCUCGUGCAAUUGUGUGAUGAAUCAUGAAUGUGCUCAGUUUUGAGCACUCUGUCCGUCAAAAUGUGUGUACAGUUUGGUGUGAUUUGUCCAAAGAGUAUCUAAGAGUGACAUGAUAAAUGAUUAUAUGUAAACCAGGUAUUUGAUUUCCUCGUGCAAAAACAAAUUGUUCACAUCGA